CUCUCUGCCUCCAGGACUGGUAUAAGAGCUGAGCUCAGGUGAGCUGGUUCCUCCUGCCCUGUCUCAGCGGCUGUCAGCAGGCAGAUCAUGAGCCAUCACCUCCUCUGGGGCCAGCUAUAGGACGACAGAACUCUCACCAAAGGACCAGCCGCAGCGGGCACCAUGGGACAGUGCCGGUCAGCCAAUGCGGAGGAUGCUCAGGAAUUCAGUGAUGUGGAGAGGGCCAUUGAGACCCUUAUCAAGAACUUCCACCAGUACUCCGUGGAGGGUGGGAAGGAGACGCUGACCCCUUCCGAGCUACGGGACCUGGUCACCCAGCAGCUGCCCCACCUUAUGCCGAGCAACUGUGGCCUGGAAGAGAAAAUUGCCAACCUGGGCAGCUGCAACGACUCCAAACUGGAGUUUGGGAGUUUCUGGGAGCUGAUUGGAGAAGCGGCCAAGAGUGUGAAGCUGAAGAGCCCUGUCCGGGGGAGCUGAGGACUCCCCCUGAAAUUCUGGGGGGUGCUGGGGAGAGACUGUGGGCCUGGAAAGAAAACUUCUCUCCUCUGCCACCACCUGUUCCCUAGCCUGCUCCUCUCCGCAUCUCUGCAGCAUUCAGCUUCUAAUGGCCUUCCCCAGGUCUCUGUGUAAUUCUGUCUUGAGUGCUCUGUGGAGCUCACGGGUGCAGGAGUCCCCACCAGAGGGAGGCUCAGGGAACUGAUUGGGCCAGGGAUGAAUAUUUGAGGGAUGCCGGAGGUAUAAAAAUUGUGUAAGAGCCAAAGAACUGGUAGUAGGGGGAAAACAGAGAGGAGCUGGGCUAUGGGAAAUGAUUUGAAGAAUGGAGCUGGGAACAUGGCUGGAUAUCUGGUAUUUAAAAAGGGUCUUUAAGAACCUACCUCCUAAUCUCUUCCCCAACGCAAACCAUAGCUGUCCAUCCGCUGCUCUCUUCCUGCCUCCUGCUCUGCCCCAGGCUCCUCCUAGACUCCGUCCUUGGGCUAGGGUGGGGAGGAAGGAGAGCAGGGUGCGGGGAGAGGAGGCUGAGGAGGGUAUGACAUGCGGGGAGAGGACCAGCUGGGUGCUUGGGCAUUGACAGAAUGAUGGUUGUUUUGUAUCAUUUGAUUAAUAAAAAAUAAUGAAAAAAGUGAAA
Molecule: messenger RNA, 1126 nt
Organism: Callithrix jacchus (white-tufted-ear marmoset)
Lineage: Eukaryota; Metazoa; Chordata; Mammalia; Primates; Cebidae
Gene: S100A14
Product: S100 calcium binding protein A14
Biological process (GO): response to lipopolysaccharide; toll-like receptor 4 signaling pathway; positive regulation of granulocyte chemotaxis
Cellular component (GO): perinuclear region of cytoplasm
Molecular function (GO): chemokine receptor binding; calcium-dependent protein binding; calcium ion binding
Source: RefSeq, a predicted model, not a curated record